AUGUAAAAAUAAUUUGAAGAAUAAGAUGAUUUAAAAGAUUACUUUAUAGAUGUUGAAUAAGUUUAAAGCAAUGUAAAAUUUAAUAAUAAAAUAUAUAAGAAUGUCAAUCCAUAUGAUAUUAAAUGUCCAAUUUGUUUAAAUGUAUAUUUGGAUCCAAUAUCAUGUGACUCAUGUAUGAAUCAUUUUUGCAAAAAAUGUCAUUAAUAGAAAUAAGUAAGUGUAUAAAGAUAAUGAAAAAGAGUACAAAAUGCCCUUUAUGCAAUAGACAAGGUGAGACAAGAAAAGCAUUUCCUCUUUUAAGAUAAUUAUUGAGUUAAUUAAAAAUUAAAUGUCUUCAUUUCGAUUAGGGUAAGUAAAUAAUUAUGAUUUUAGGUUGUCAAGAAAUAACUGAUUAUGAUGGUUAUGAUAAACAUAUAAAAUAAUGCGAUUUUAGUUAAGAAAUUUGUGGAUUAAUGGAUGGUAAAUUAAAAUGCAAUGUGGUCAAAUUUAAGAAGGAUAUAUAAAAACAUAGAUAAUAUGAAUGUAGUUUUCGUUAAUGUGAGUGUUGUCAUUGUCAUUAAUUUGUAAAUUAUAUAUAUUAAGUAAUUCUAUUAGUUUAGUAACUUUAAAUUAUAAAUUCAUGAACUUAAAUGUGAAGAGGCUUUAAUUAGAUGUCCAAAAUGUCAUAAAUAAAAUAAAAUAAAGGAUCAAUCUAACCAUCUUCUUAUUUGUGAUUAGAACAUAGAAAAUUGUUUAUAUUGUAAAGGAGAAUAUUCAUUAAAACAAUUAUUAAUACAUGAAUAUGAAUGUCCAUUACGACCUGUUUGUUGUGUUGGUUGUUCUUAAUUAUUUACUCUUAGUGUUUAUUAUAUUCAUUAAACUAAAUGUCCAAAAUUUCCAUAAAUAUGUCCAAAUUGUAAUAAAAAAAUUAUUAGAGAAUAAUUUGAAGAUCAUAAAUUUAAUGAUUGUUUGAUAUAUAUUAAAUCCUAACAUGAUAAAGAAAUGUAAAAACUAAAUAUAAAACAAUAAUUGUUAGAAAUUGAAUUAAACAAAAAGGAUAAAAUAAUAAAGUAAAGAAAAAUUGGAUUUUAGGUUUUCCAAUCGAUUUAAAGAUCCAGAUAUCUUUUUAAAUUUAUAGAAGACAAUUGCUUUUGUAAAAUAAACAGCAUCAAAAAAGAAAGAUAGAUUUGUUUUAUUUAAUAAUCCAAUUUCAGAAUAAAGAAAACAUUGGAAAUUUAAGUAUAUAUAAAAAUAUAAUAAUAAUAAGAUGUUCAUAAGUCAAAAGCUCAUGGUAUGCAGUAGGUAUAACAGAAUUAUCAACUUUGCAUUCUCUAAAAAGAUAUUAAGAUAUAGGACAUGGAUCCUAUCUAGUAUCUUCUAAUGGAACUAUGUAUAAUAAUCAUAUGGAUGAUCAGAAUUCAAAAGAAAGUAAUUUUUCAAUUAAUACAAAUGAUAUUAUUGUUAUUAAUGUUGAUUUAGAUGUAGGUUAAUUGGAAAUAAUUAAUAUAACUUAAAAUCUAUCUCUUUAAAUAGAAGUUAUGUUUGAAGGAAAAGAAUUUUAUGGAUGUGCUUGUUUAAGAACUGCAGGAGAUGAAAUUCAAAUAAUUUAAUGA
This is a messenger RNA of Paramecium primaurelia, 1592 nucleotides long. The record is from the annotation of a GenBank genome assembly. Lineage: Eukaryota; Ciliophora; Oligohymenophorea; Peniculida; Parameciidae.